Molecule: messenger RNA, 3050 nt
Organism: Hemibagrus wyckioides
Lineage: Eukaryota; Metazoa; Chordata; Actinopteri; Siluriformes; Bagridae
Gene: angel1
Product: angel homolog 1 (Drosophila)
Exons: 10
Coding region: 166-2427 (753 amino acids)
Molecular function (GO): 3'-5'-RNA exonuclease activity
Source: RefSeq, a predicted model, not a curated record
CUUUGUUUACAGCUGUCUAAUGGCCUAUUCCGUGUCACAGUGUGUUGCUGUGUGAGAGACAAGCAUUCAGGGUGCACUUUUGUUUGCAUAAGACAAAUGGGCGCGCGCACAGAUUAAUAAAGUUUUUUUUUUCCUGAAAUGCUUAUAUCACUUAAUAUUUAAGUCAUGAUUGGGAGCCUUAUUUAUUAUGGGCUGUACCCGCUAACGCAAAUCUUCUUUAGGCUCUCAGAUUCUUAUUGGAAACGUCGUCCAGUAAUCAUUAAUGGCAAAGCAGUGUGUGAUGGUGGUGCAGGUUCUUACAGAAGGCUUAAUGAGCAGCAGACUGCCUUGUUGGAUCAGUGGUGUAACGCUGAAACUGAAGCUUCAGAAACCCCUACACACACUCAGCAAGAAAGGAGCGAAGCUGAGGGACUGGUGGAGAGCAGAUCACUUCUUGAGAUCAGGGAGGUGGAGAUGGAGCCGGAUACUCAUCCAGAAUCAGUGAUGGAAAAGAUGGUGGUCUCUGUACCAGAAUGGACCCAACUCCAGACUGCUGUUGAUGAGAGCAAAUCGAAGUCUAGCUCUGAGGAAGAAAGACAGAGAUUUCAAGGGAUGGUGACAGAGACUGGAGCUGGUGGGUUCUCAUGUUUCUCAGGUUCUUCAAAAGCAGCUCUGUCAAGCACACUGCCUCAUUCUGGUUCUGAUAACCACAACCUUCUCAAAAGCCCACAACAAUCACAAGCUUGCACUAACAGAAACGAGUCAUUUGAGCCAACAGCAGAUGGUGCUGAAGAGAAUGAGAAUGAUGGUUCUCAAGUACCAGUACAAUUGACUUCUGGUCUGUUUACCUGUGAGAAUGUGUAUGGUGAUGACUUUGGUACCACAGGAAGUGAAGCCCAGGUCAGUAAUGGCAGUGUUGUGUAUGACCUGAGUGCGCUGCUGGCAGACAACAAUGCACAGACCUUUACUAAUCACACAUGGCUUCAUCCUGUGGCCACAGGAUGGCAUUUCCCAGUAGGAUUUGGGCUGUCUGAUGCCGUCCAUUACCCUGUACAGUACCCCGGCACAAGCUACUACCAUGGAUUUCAAGAUAGUACAAAUUUUGAAGUGAUGUGGAGAGUGUGGGAGGACCUUGGUAAAACUUCGAGUCCCUGCAUGUCUCCCAACACAACCUGUGUUGAUCCUGGCUCCAAGUUUGAAUUCACCGUUAUGUCCUAUAACAUCCUGGCCCAGGAUCUGCUAGAGGCUAACUUAGAGCUGUAUGCACACUGCUCAGAGUACACGCUAGCAUGGGAGAACCGUUUACAGAACAUUCUCAAAGAGCUGCAGACCUGGGAACCUGAAAUUAUUUGUCUCCAGGAGGUACAAGAGAAUGACUUCUAUGAGCAGAUAUAUCCAGUUCUGACUGAGAUGGGAUAUGAAUGUGUGUACAAACGUCGCACAGGCACCAAAACAGAUGGCUGUGCAGUGUGUUACAACGCUAAGCUCUUUACACCACUCUCUGUGCAACUGCUCGAGUUCAAGCGGCAUCAAUGCGAACUGUUGGACAGGGAUAAUGUAGGCAUCGUGCUGCUCCUCCAGCCAAACACGGUGCAUGGUGAAGACAUUAAGUUCCGACCCAUCUGUGUGGCCAACACACACCUGUUGUUUAACCCCAGGAGGGGAGACGUGAAACUGGCCCAGCUGGCUAUCGUGCUGGCAGAGAUUGACAGCGUAGUCAGGCAGUAUAAGGUCAGAGAGCAAGAGUGUGAGAUCAUUCUGUGUGGGGACUUCAACUCCUUACCCAACAUGCCGCUGUAUCAACUGAUCGUCACGGGCCAGCUCCACUACCACGGAUUGCCAAACUGGAUGGUGUCUGGUCAGGAGGACUUGUCCUACAAAACCCACCACAGGCGGCUGUACGCACCUUUGUGGCCCGACAGCUUGGGUAUCAACGAUAACUGUCAAUAUUAUAAUGCCUGUGAGCCUCAGAGCAAAGAAUCAGGUCAGAAUACCAACAAGUGGAAACUGCAGUAUAAUCAUGACUUCCUGCGGCAGCUGCGUUACUGCCCGGCAGCCUGUUUGCGGCCCCCUGACCUGGAGCUCAUACCAGGUGUCACUGACAACACUCCAACUCCUGAAGAAACUCAGCCAUUUCCUCCAAGGCAUUUCGGAAACACCAUAUGUCAUGGGUUUGACCUAAGAUCUGUGUACAACCAAAACAUAUCAGGCACUAAACACUGUGCAGUCACCACACUGCACUCACGUGGAGCUGCCAUGGUCGACUACAUCUUCUACUCCACAACAAAAGGGCAUGCUAAGGGUUAUGAUGACAAAGAGAAGGGUCUGAAGUUGCUUGGCCGUCUCUCUCUGCUGUCUGAAGCUGACCUUUGGUUACUGAAUGGACUCCCAAAUGAAAUGUUCCCAUCUGAUCACCUCAGUCUGCUUGCCAAGUUUCAGCUCUGCUGAGUGUUCAGGGUUCUAGCAAGUGUGACACAUCCAAGAAGUGCAUACAUGACCCCCAUGACCCCAGUGCAGUGCAAUGUGUUUAUAAGCCCAAGCACUGCUGUUACCUCUUUAAGGCCUUAAUGAAGAGUUGUGUUUCUGAUUGUUCCAACUAGUUCAAGUUAAAAAGACAGAUGCUUAAAACAGAUUUCUUCCCGUUAAAGAUUAUGGCCAGAAUGUUAUCUUUAAAGGUUGUUGUUUUUUUGUUUUUUUUUCCUUUUGACAAUUUUAAAGGGUUUCUUCCUUUUGACUGGUGAAAUUUCUGAAGGACGUUUUAUGUAUAUGGCAUUUUUUUAAUAUAUAUAUAUAUAUAUAUAUAUGCUGUCCAAGACCCAUAAGGCUCACACUUUGUGAUCUUAAGGUUGUUUUAAAGCAUAAGCUAACACACUGAGCAUUAUUAAAAAAUAAACAGCGCUGACAAAUCCAUCUGUGCGGUUUUGAUGCCAAAACAUUUUAACGUGGAAAACGCUGAAUGUACCUCAUUAUGAUUUUGAGUUUAUAUCUGAGGACUAUCUGCUUUUGUUCUGAGCGGCUUCAUAUUCUUUCAGUGGAAGAAAAAAUAAAUAUCUUGCUAAUAAAUAGUAGCA